AUGAUGACCAUCUCUUUGAUUUGGGGGCUUGCUGUGGUGUGCGGCAUAUGGGUUAUCUUUGGCAUAAGGAGAAGGAAAGCAGGUGAACCUCCUCUGGAGAACGGGUUGAUCCCGUACCUGGGCUGUGCUCUGAAAUUUGGGUCCAAUCCUCUCGAGUUCCUGAGAGCAAAUCAAAGGAAGCACGGCCAUGUUUUUACCUGCAAACUAAUGGGGAGAUACGUCCACUUUGUCACCAACUCCUCGUCAUACCCCAAGGUGUUAAGUCAUGGAAAAUAUUUUGAUUGGAAAAAAUUCCAUUACACGACUUCUGCGAAGGCAUUUGGACACAGAAGCAUUGACCCAAGUGAUGGAAAUACCACGGAAAACAUAAACAACACUUUUGCCAAAACCCUCCAGGGAGACGCUUUGCACUCACUCUCUGAAGUCAUGAUGCAAAACCUCCAAUUGAUCUUGAGGCCUCCUGGCCUUCCUAAAUCAGAGAGUUCUGUCUGGGUCACCGAAGGGAUGUAUGCCUUCUGCUACCGAGUGAUGUUUGAAGCCGGAUAUCUAACUCUGUUUGGCAGAGAUACUUCAAAGCCAGACGCACAAAAAGCUCUUAUUCUCAACAACCUUGACAACUUCAAGCAAUUUGACCAAGUUUUUCCCGCGCUGGUGGCAGGCCUCCCUAUUCGCUUGUUCAGGAUGGCACAUAAGGCCCGGGAAAAACUGGCUGAGGGCUUGAAGCAUAAGAACCUCUCUAAGAGGGAACAGGUCUCUGAACUGAUCAGUCUGCGCAUGUUUCUCAAUGACACUCUCUCCACCUUUGACGACGCAGAAAAGGCCAAGACGCACCUCGCUAUCCUCUGGGCAUCUCAAGCAAACACCAUUCCUGCAACCUUCUGGAGCCUGUUUCAGAUGAUCAGGAGUCCUGACGCACUGAAAGCAGCCUCUGAAGAAGUGAACGGAGCAUUGCAGAGCGCUGGCCAAAAGCCCAGCUGUGAACGGAAUGCUAUUUAUUUGGAUCAAAUGCAGCUGAACGACCUGCCGGUCCUAGAUAGCAUCAUCAAAGAGGCGCUGAGACUGUCUAGUGCGUCCUUGAAUAUCCGGACUGCUAAGGAGGAUUUCACUCUACACCUAGAAGACGGUUCCUAUAGCAUCCGAAAAGAUGACAUCAUAGCUCUUUACCCACAGCUAAUGCAUUUGGAUCCUGAAAUCUAUCCAGAUCCUCUGACUUUUAAAUAUGACCGAUACCUUGACGAGAACGGGAAGGCAAAGACCUCCUUCUACAGCAAUGGGAACAAACUGAAGUGUUUCUACAUGCCAUUUGGAUCUGGAGCUACAAUAUGCCCUGGAAGACUAUUUGCUGUCCAAGAGAUCAAGCAAUUUUUGAUUCUGAUGCUUUCAUGCUUUGAACUGGAACUUGUAGAGAGUCCUGUCCAGUGUCCCCCUCUCGAUCAGUCCAGGGCAGGCUUGGGAAUUCUGCCACCAUUACAUGAUAUUGAGUUUAAAUACAAACUGAAACAUUUGUGACCUGUGGUUGGAAGAAGAGGACCCUGGAUGAUGUUACUGGACUGUAGAGAGUCUCACUAAACAAGCCCUUGGGACAAAUACUCACCGAUGCUUCCCAGGGACUGACUGUAUCUGUGAAAAGAACUGGUACUCAGGGUACCAUUCUCUGUUCUUGCUGCCUGGUUUCUGAGUGCUCAGAUAGCUGAGGCCUGAGUUUCAUCACUCUCAGAAGCAAUGUCUUUUGUUUUUAUUUUCAAAAUGAAGAUAUUACAAUUAGCAGGAUUUUUCCUAAGGAAAUUGCAUAUUUAAUAAUUUCAUAAAAUAUAUUUUUAUGAAAACUAUUGAUUAAUUAUGAAAAGGCUUCAAAUUCACGUUUUAGUGAAAUUGUUAUUUUUCACGAGUAGGUUCUUCAGGUGUGAGCACAUAUUAUAAAAAGGUUUUAAGGGAUCACAGCAUACUUUGCUUAAAGAAAAAAAAAGAUUAUCUAGCCUUUUCUUUUUUUUUUAAAUUUAUUUAUUUAUUAAGGAUUUCUGCCUCGUCCCCGCAACCGCUUCCCAUUUCCCUCCCCCUCCCCCGAUCAA
Microtus oregoni (creeping vole) is the source of this 2069-nucleotide messenger RNA. Its product is annotated as cytochrome P450 7A1. The record is from RefSeq and is a predicted model, not a curated record. NCBI's taxonomy places the organism in Eukaryota, Metazoa, Chordata, Mammalia, Rodentia, Cricetidae. The transcript is spliced from 6 exons. Gene Ontology annotation, molecular function: heme binding; steroid hydroxylase activity; iron ion binding. Bases 1 to 1509 code for a protein of 502 amino acids. Gene Ontology annotation, biological process: bile acid biosynthetic process; cholesterol homeostasis.